AUGCGUUUCUCACGGGCAUUCACACUCCUUGCAGUUGUUACUGGAGUGCUCUCCUACGGGGUCGAGCUGCCGGCCGGCGUUCCCAGAUCUUUGGAAGAGUUCCGUGAUAAGCACCCCUACACGCCCCCUUCCCAUGGGUGUGGUCGUAAGACUAUCCAGAUUCGUGCAUCCCGUAAUGCCACAGAUGAUGUGUCGGAGGACUUCAAGAGGGGUCUUGAAGAGGCCAAUAACGGCGGCACUCUGUAUCUGCCCAAGGGUAAAAUGUUCGUCAUCGCGAAGGCUCUCGACCUGACCUUCCUCAACGAUGUUCAUGUUCGGUUGGAGGGUGAGAUCAAGUUUACGGAUGAUGUCAAGUACUGGCAGAACCCUGAUAACAAAUACCUUCGACCUAUUCUUUUCUACGUUGAGAACACCACCAACUUGGAAGUCGAGGGCAUUCAUAUGAAGGAUGCUCCUUGCUGGACCAACUUCAUUGUCGGUUCGAGCAACAUCGAGUAUAGAGAUGUAAUUGCCACAGCCAUCACCAAUAACGGGAGCAUAAUUCCUAAGAACACCGACUUCUUCGACUCUUUAGACGUCCAGGACGUCAAAAUUGAGCGCGUAUGGGUAAACAUUGACGAUGACUGCUUCUCUCCUAAGUCGAACAACACGAACCUCUACGUAAACACCAUGUACUGCAACGGUACUCACGGCCAGUCCAUUGGAUCUCUGGGUCAAUACCCUGGUGAAAUGUCGUUCGUAAAAGAUGUCCACGUUGAGAAUGUUUGGAUGUUGAACGGUGAUUAUUCCGGCGCCCGUAUCAAGACUUGGGCUGGCCCUAACGUUGGCUACGGCUUUGUCGACAACAUUACGUACAAGUGA
Molecule: messenger RNA, 861 nt
Organism: Colletotrichum spaethianum
Lineage: Eukaryota; Fungi; Ascomycota; Sordariomycetes; Glomerellales; Glomerellaceae
Product: putative exopolygalacturonase B
Exons: 6
Coding region: 1-861 (286 amino acids)
Biological process (GO): carbohydrate metabolic process
Molecular function (GO): polygalacturonase activity
Source: RefSeq, a predicted model, not a curated record